CCGGCCGGCCGGCCGGGGGGGGGGUCUCGCGCAGCGCCACCACCUCGGCGCGUGCGUGUGUAACUGUGUGUGCGUGUGCACGGGGGUGCGUCUUGGUGGUCCUCUGCCUGCCUGUGUCUGUGUGCACGUGUGAAUCCACGCAUGUACGUGCAAAUACCUCACAGGCCUUUGUGGGUGAAGCUCGUCCCUCAGGUCUUGCGAAAGGAUCUGAAGUGGCGUCAGCCCCCCCCGCCCCCCGUAUACAGAUGCCUACACCCGUGUAUACACGGACCAGCGCCCUCUCCUGGGCUGGCUACAAACAAGAGCUGUCACAGAGCAGGCGAGCCGCCGCCGCCUACCGGGACAGGAGAUGGCACCAGCGGGGCAAUGUGCCCAAAACAUCACCGACGAUGCAGCAGCAGCAGCAGCUAAGCAGGUGCAGGGAGCCUGAUCAUAGCUGAGGAGCAGCCUCUUGAGGAAGGACCUGUAAACCUGUUGAUGCUGAGAUCAUCCCCAGGGAGAUCUGGGGAGAGGGGACUCCUGACACCUGAGCCAGGCUAAAUGCAUGAGAAGCAGGGCAGGUGCCCACAGGAGGGAGAGAACAUGGCUGUGAGCAAGCUCGCGGAUGUCUUUGAGGAUGUGGCCGUGUACUUCACACAGGAGGAGUGGGAGCUGCUGGAAGCUGGAGACAAGGUGCUUUACCAGGACCAGAUGCUGAGGAAUUACCAAGCCCUUGUUUCCUUGGGAUAUCAAGGUCCCACACCAGACUUAAUCUGCCACAUCCAGCAAGGGGAGAUGGAGCUCUGGGUUUGGAAUGAUGAGAAAGCCAAAAAAAACGCAUUUUCUGAGGACUUGUCCCCAGAUACUGAAACACUGGGCAGAGCUGAGCAGCAGCAGCCUCAUGAGGAAGGGCCUACCAACCUGAAGCUGUUUCAGGCCAGAAACCAGCUCCCCCACCAACAGGGACAGAGAACAGUGGAGAUUGAAAGAAACAGGGAAGGAUUUGAAGGGCAGAGAAACCUGAAGAGCCCCAAGGGCAUGGGUUCUGGCAGGCAAGGGCUGCAUAUAUGUGGGCUGCCCAGUGAGAGCUUUUGGGACAAAGAGGAACUUGGGGCCCACAGGAGAGCCCACUGGAGGGAGAAUGUCAAGCCUUGUGUUGAGCGUGGGGACAGCUUCCACAAUCCAUGCCCUCUUCUUGGGCACCAAAAAAUGUACUCAGGGGAGCACCCCCAUCUCUGCCCAGAGUGUGGGAGGAGCUUUGUCUCCCUAAAUGACCUGCGAGUGCAUCAGGGCAUACACAUGCAGGAGCAGCUAUACCGCUGUGCUGAGUGCAAAAAGAGCUUCACUAGGUGGGAUCACCUGCGAAGCCACACAUGUGUGCAUGUUGGGGAGAAGCCAUUCUCCUGCCUACAGUGUGGGAAGAGCUUCACCAAGAGCUCCAGUCUCACACAGCACCAGUGCAUGCACACUGGGGAGAAAAUGUUAUUCUGCAACCAGUGCGGGAAGAGCUUCACCGAGAGCUCCAAACUCACCAGUCACCUGCGUGUGCACACAGUGGAGAAACCCUUCUCCUGCAGCCAGUGCAGGAAGAGCUUCACCUACAGCUCUAGUCUCACCAAUCACCUGCGCAUGCACACGGGGGAGAAACCUUUCUCCUGCAGCCAUUGUGGGAAGAGUUUUACCCAGAACUCCAAUCUCACUGAUCACCUGCGUGUGCACACGGGAGAGAAGCCAUUCUCUUGCAUCCAGUGUGGGAAGAGCUUUACGCAGAGCUCCAAUCUCACCAAUCACCUUCGCAUACACACAGGAGAAAAACCCUUCUCCUGCAGCCAGUGUGGGAAGAGCUUUUCCAAGAGGUCAAUACUUAGUAACCACUUGCGUGUGCACACAGGGGAGAAGCCGUACUCCUGCAGCCAGUGUGGGAAGAACUUCACUGAGAGCUCCACACUUGCUGUGCACGUGCGUGUGCACACAGGGGAGAAACCCUUCUCCUGCAGCCAGUGUGGGAAGAGCUUUGCGGAGAACUCCAAACUUGCCAAUCACGUGCGUGUACACACAGGGGAGAAACCAUUUUCUUGCAGCCAGUGCGGGAAGACCUUCACGCAGAGCUCCAACCUCACCAAUCACCUGCGUGUGCACACAGGGGAGAAACCCUUCUCCUGCACACAUUGUGGGAAGAGUUUUACCCAAAACUCCAACCUCACUGAUCACCUGCGCGUGCAUACGGGGGAGAAGCCAUUCUCUUGCACCCAGUGUGGGAAGAGCUUUACGCAAAGCUCCAAUCUCACCAAUCACCUCCGUGUGCACACAGGAGAGAAACCCUUUCCCUGCAGCCAGUGUGGGAAGAGCUUCUCCAAGAGGUCAACACUUACAAACCACCUGCGUGUGCACACAGGUGAGAAGCCAUACUCCUGCAGCCACUGUGGGAAGAGCUUCACUGAGAGCUCCUCACUUGCUGUGCACAUGCGUAUACACACAGGGGAGAAACCCUUCUCCUGCAGCCAUUGUGGGAAGAGCUUUGCUGAGAGCUCCAAACUCACCAAUCAUGUGCGUGUGCAUACAGGGGAGAAACCAUUUUCUUGCAGCCAGUGUGGGAAGAGCUUCACACAGAGCUCCAACCUCACCAAUCACCUGCGUGUGCACACGGGGGAGAAGCCGUACCGCUGCCUCCAGUGCCAGAAGUGUUUCCAGCAGAGCUCUGCCCUGAAGAAACACCAGCGAACCCACGGGAACAGGAUCAUUGUGCUGAAUGGGGGGCAGUUUCCCUCAUCCUCCUUGGGCAAUGAGUGUAAGGGUUCAAAUUGUGGAUUGUAAUGCCCCCAGCUUCUUCCUGCUUCCAUGUGGAGUGUCUCACAUAGGAAGUUCUGGUAGCAUCUGGUGACAGCUGGGACAGAGAAGACAACAGGUAAGAUUUAAGUGAUGGAGCCAGGUAGCAGAGAGGAUAGAAGUGGGGAGACCCAAUACCAAAGUUGCCCGGAAAACGGACAAUCUUUCUUGAACUGUCAAGUCCUAGGCUACUACCACCUGUGGUAGCAAGGUGAUCACUUCCUUUUCCUUCCUGUGGUGUUUAGGGCACUUUAUUGUCAUCAGUUUUUUACUGUCUUGAUUAUCUUGUCUGGUUCUAUACCACCCAGGCAGUUCCGCUGGUCCUGCGAUAGACCCAGUUUGGACAAGGAGCUCAAUAAAGGGAAUAUCCACGAA
This is a messenger RNA of Alligator mississippiensis (American alligator), 3180 nucleotides long. RefSeq names its product oocyte zinc finger protein XlCOF6. Bases 541 to 2793 code for a protein of 750 amino acids. NCBI's taxonomy places the organism in Eukaryota, Metazoa, Chordata, Crocodylia, Alligatoridae. The record is from RefSeq and is a predicted model, not a curated record. Gene Ontology annotation, biological process: regulation of DNA-templated transcription. The transcript is spliced from 5 exons.